AGUCGCAGACCUGUGCUGGGGAAGUGAAGGCUCCGCCCCCCGCGGCGCGUCAGGAAACCGAAAGAUCUUCGCUAAAACAGACGCUAAACGAGGAAGAGGAGGAUGUCCAGCAGCUGCUGUUAGACCCGUGUGAGGAAACCCGCUGCUAUUCCUGCACUCUCUUCCUGAGCGAUACACGCAACGUUACCGCGCACUAACAGUUAGUGACCGCUAGCGCUAGCGCAGAAAUGGGGAAUCGCGUGACGCUAGCUCGCGAGGAUUUUGAGUGGGUUUAUACGGACCAGCCUCACGCCGACCGGAGGAAAGAGAUUUUGGCUAAAUACCCAGAGAUCAAGUCUCUGAUGGGACCCGACCCCAGGCUGAAAUGGAUCGUCUAUACGAUGGUUGCCGUCCAGUUUUUGGCCUUCUAUUUGGUGAAGGACCUGCCGUGGAAAUGGGUCAUGUUCUGGACAUAUGUGUUCGGGAGUUGCAUAAACCAUUCAAUGACACUAGCGAUUCACGAGAUCUCUCACAACACGGCUUUCGGCAACAACCGCGCCAAAUGGAACCGCUGGUUCGCCAUCUUUGCCAAUCUGCCCAUCGGGCUGCCUUACUCUGCGUCCUUUAAGCGCUACCACCUGGACCACCAUCGCUACUUGGGUGGAGAUGGCGUGGAUGUCGACAUCCCCACUGAUUUCGAGGGCUGGUUCUUUUGCACCCGUUUGCGCAAGCUCUUAGGAAUGGGUCUCCAUCCCAUCUCGGGACACUUCAUCGCAGAACAUUACAUGUUCCUCAAAGGCCAUGAGACCUACUCUUACUAUGGAUCCCUCAACCUGCUGACUUUCAACGUCGGGUACCACAACGAGCACCAUGACUUCCCUAGCGUUCCAGGACGCCGACUACCAAUGGUAAGAUGAGUUAUUCAGUCCAUCUCAAUAAUUAAG
Molecule: messenger RNA, 923 nt
Organism: Sinocyclocheilus grahami
Lineage: Eukaryota; Metazoa; Chordata; Actinopteri; Cypriniformes; Cyprinidae
Product: sphingolipid delta(4)-desaturase DES1-like
Exons: 3
Coding region: 228-896 (222 amino acids)
Biological process (GO): ceramide biosynthetic process
Molecular function (GO): sphingolipid delta-4 desaturase activity
Source: RefSeq, a predicted model, not a curated record